AUGGAGAGUGCCUACCUCAGAAAAAGUCUGGGCACCUGUUUAGCAGAAGGCCUUGCCGAAAUUGCAGAACAUCGGCCAUCGGAUCCUGUCUUGUACCUGGCCCACUGGAUUUACAAAUACAAGAAGAACAUGAUUGAAGAACUGCAGAGAAAAUUGGACAGGGAAGAACUGGAGCGAGAGCGUGAGGAGGCUCAAAAGGAAGUAGAAAUGCUAGAAAAAAUGAAAGAAGAAGAACUUUUGAUUCAGCAAAAGCUGGAAGUGGAGAGACAGGCUCAGAUGGAGCGAGAACAGGAAGAACGGGAGAGGAUGGAACGAGACAGGGCCGAGGAGCUCCUGCAGGAGCAGAAACGGCAGGCAGAGAUGGAGGCGAAGCUUGCCGCCGAAAAGGAGGCAGUUUCAAAGACUUUGGCUGAACUAAGUGACAAAUAUGGAGCUCCUCAUCUCAGUCGGGUUGAAGAGAUAGAUGAAAUGGAGCAAUCUGAACAUGCCUUCACUACUGUAGUCGACUCGGAGGAAGAACAAUAA
Molecule: messenger RNA, 525 nt
Organism: Thamnophis elegans (Western terrestrial garter snake)
Lineage: Eukaryota; Metazoa; Chordata; Lepidosauria; Squamata; Natricidae
Product: DPY30 domain-containing protein 1-like
Exons: 5
Coding region: 1-525 (174 amino acids)
Cellular component (GO): Set1C/COMPASS complex
Source: RefSeq, a predicted model, not a curated record